This is a messenger RNA of Dermacentor andersoni, 643 nucleotides long. RefSeq lists its product as uncharacterized. NCBI's taxonomy places the organism in Eukaryota, Metazoa, Arthropoda, Arachnida, Ixodida, Ixodidae. The record is from RefSeq and is a predicted model, not a curated record.
UAAGUUGAGCCCACCAAGACGGCAAGCAUCAGAGUUUCGCCAGAACCUCCUGAGGAAUACCAGCACCAUGAACACCCUCAUCGUCUUCGCCGCCCUCAUCGCCGCCGCCAGCGCUGGCUUUGCCGGCUACGGCUAUGGCGGAUAUGGCCUCGGCUACGGCCACGGCCACGGCCACCACGCUGUCGCUGUUCCCGUCAAGACCGUUUCCUACGUGAAGAAGCCCGUCGUCAGCGUCGGCUACGUCACCAAGCCCGUUGUGACCUACGUCAAGCAGCCCGUUGCCACCGUCUCCCACACUGUCCAGCCCGUCGUGUCUGUCAGCCACGCCCUCGUCUCCACCGGCGGAUACGGUGGUGGCUACGGCGGAUACGGUGGUGGCUACGGCGGUCUUGCCGUCGCCGGCUAUGGCGGCUACGGUCUUGGCGGCUAUGGCGGUCUCGGCUACGGUCACGGAGCUGUCCUCAAGGGAGGUUACGGAUACGGAUACCACUAAAUUCUGGCGUAAACUAUGAUAGCUACCUUGCUUGUACCUCCGGUGCGAACACAUCGGUGGCGGAAUCGACGAAAAAGUCCACGCUUGUAGCAUCUCGCUACUCGUGUAUUUAUUGUGUACAAAUAAAAGCUGCCAUGAUUGACGCAUGCA